Molecule: messenger RNA, 3008 nt
Organism: Manis pentadactyla (Chinese pangolin)
Lineage: Eukaryota; Metazoa; Chordata; Mammalia; Pholidota; Manidae
Gene: PGBD1
Product: piggyBac transposable element derived 1
Exons: 7
Coding region: 310-2718 (802 amino acids)
Molecular function (GO): sequence-specific DNA binding
Source: RefSeq, a predicted model, not a curated record
UCGCAGGCCGGCCAGCAGGAUCCCCGCGACUGUGGAGAUCUGGGCCUCCGCACCCCGGGGGGAGCCUUUCACGAGAUCGGCCACGUCUUUGUUGUGUAGGUUCCUUGAAUUUUGGUCCAUUAACCAGCUAUUAGACACGCACUUGCCGACUGCCCGCUGUGUGCUGUGCGCUAAAAGUGCUGGGGUGCAAUCUCGGUAAGGUACGUUCUGGGCCCCCCAGAGCGUCUUGGCUACCGGCGUAUCCUGUACAUCCACGUGCAUUCACCAAGAGUCCACGGUGUGUGUUCAAUACCAGCCUUUAAACUCAGUAUGGAUGAAGCUCUGCCAGGUCCCUCUUCUGAGAGUGGAGACAAGCUUGCGAGAGUGAAGCAGGAAGAUCCCGCAUGGGAGCAGAUGUGCUCACGUGAGCGCUGCUCCCACAGUCAGGAGAUUUGCCGCCUGCACUUUCGGCGGUUCUGCUACCAGAAAGUAACUGGGCCCCGGGAGGCACUGUCCCAACUCCGAGAACUUUGCCAUCAGUGGCUGAGGCCAGAGACACAUACCAAGGAACAGAUCCUGGAGCUGCUGGUGCUGGAGCAGUUCCUGACCAUCCUGCCUGAGGAGCUCCAGGCCUGGGUGCAGACAUAUCAUCUGGAGAGUGGGGAGGACGUGGUGACUGCAGUGGAGAAUCUGGAGAAAGACACAGGAGACACGGGACAGCAGGGACACGACAUGAGCCUACAGGUGGCAGAAUCUCAAGGAACCUCUUUGGAAAGUCAGAGCCUUCAGGUCCUGCCCAGGAUAACUACCUUGAAGUGUGAACCUCCAGACCUGCCCCAAAAGAACUCUCAAGAAGUGAGUGGGCUUGCUUCUCAGGGAACAGCCCCCCUCCAGGAAGAAAAUCCCAGAGACAAGGUAGAAGUACCUGAGUCUAAUUCAGCCAGCUCCCAGACAUCAGUGAAGACUGAAGCAGCAGCAACCCAGGUCCUUGUCCCAGGGGAGUGGCCACCUCUGAGUAGUGUGGCUCAGAGGAACUAUUGUGGCAACUCAGUUCAGGAGAAGGUUACAGACUUCAAUCUGAUGACUGAAGAAGUUGUAACUAAAGAUGGAUUGUUUAAUGCAAAGCAAGAAACUUCUGAAGAAAUGGAACAAGGUUCUGAGGCCUCAGGAAUACCCAACAGAGACUGGGCACCCCAGGUACCUUGUAGUACUCCUGUUCCUACUGAGAGGACAGUUGCUCAUUUGAAUACUCUGAAGGACCGUCACCCCAGUGACCUGUGGGCCCGGACACACAUCUCAACCUUAGAAUAUGCUGCAGGAGACAUUACUCGAAAAGGGAGAAAAAAGGACAAAGCUCGAGUGAGUGAAUUGCUCCAAGGCCUUGCAUUUUCUGGGGACUCAGAUGUGGAAGAAGAUAACGACUCUGAGACUCAGCCUGCUCAAAAAAAGCUAAAGAUGUCAAAUGUCCCAGGGAAGAAUUGGACCAAAAGAGACAUUAAACCCAACUUUCCAAGCUGGCCAGCACUGGAUUCUGGACUUUUGAAUCUCAAGAGUGAAAAGUUGAAUCCAGUAGAGUUGUUUGAAUUAUUUUUUGAUGAUGAAACAUUUAACUUGAUUGUCAAUGAAACCAAUAAUUAUGCCUCUCACAAAAAUGUCAGCUUGGAAGUCACAGUUCAGGAAAUGAGGUGUCUGUUUGGUAUCUUGCUUUUAAGUGGAUUUGUGAGGCGUCCCAGAAGGGGAAUGUAUUGGGAAAUCUCUGAUGCUGAUCAGAACCUUGUUGGAGAUGCAGUUAGAAGGGACAGAUUUGAAUUGAUUUUCUCAUACCUUCAUUUUGCAGAUAAUAGCCACCUAGAUCAAAAAGAUAAGUUUACAAAACUGAGGCCUUUUAUAAAGCAAAUGAAUAGAAAUUUCCUCCUAUAUGCUCCCCUGGAAGAAUACUAUUGUUUUGAUAAGACAAUGUGUGAAUGCAUCGAUAGUGACCAAUUCGUGAAUGGGAAGCCUAUUCGAAUUGGCUAUAAAAUCUGGUGUGGUACAACCACACAGGGUUAUAUGGUUUGGUUUGAGCCCUAUCAAGAAGAAUCAACUGUGAUAGCAGAUAAGGAUCUCGAUCUUGGUUUAGGCGGAAAUCUAGUGAUGAAUUUUGCCAAUAUUCUUUUAGAGAGAGGUCAAUAUCCCUAUCACCUUUGUUUUGAUAGUUUCUUUACAAGUGUCAAACUGGUGGCAGCCUUAAAGAAGAAAGGGGUGAGGGCAACAGGAACAAUUCAUGAGAACAGGACUGAAAAAUGUCCCCUCAUGAAUGCAGAACACAUGAAAAAAAUGAAGAAGGGAUAUUUUGAUUUCCAAGUGGAAGAAAAUGAUGAGAUAAUUUUGUGUCGUUGGCAUGGUGAUGGCAUUAUCAGCCUGUGCUCCAAUGCUGUAGGCAUAGAACCAGUUAAUAAUGUAAGUUGUUUUGCCAAUGAUGAUGAGGUCACUCAGAUAAUUCAACCAUCAAUAGUGAAAUUGUAUGAUGAAUGCAGAGAAGGUGUAGCUAAAAUGGAUCAAAUCAUUUAUAAGUAUAGGGUGAAAAUAAGAAGCAAGAAAUGGUACUCAGUUUUGGUGAGCUACAUAAUUGAUGUAGCCAUGAACAAUGCAUGGCAUCUACACAGAGCCUGUAACCCAGGUACCUCUCUAGACCUCUUGGAUUUUCGGAGAUAUAUUGCACAUUUCUACUUGGAGCAGAAGGCUAACCUGUCAGAUUAAGGCAGAUAAAACAGAUGCACUGCAGAUACCAAUAAGACACAGAAAAGUCACAAGUACGCAUCAGACUGUACCCUCUGAAAGCAAACCUGAUGUUUGCAAUGAAAUUAGUAUUUUUUAAAAUCAGACAUUUAUUGUUUCAAAUACUAUCAUAACAAGUAAUAUUAAAGUUUACUUAUAAAAAUGUUGAACUCCAGUGGUACGUUUUCUAUGUGUAAUUUGGGUGUCAUAUGUGGAAAUCAUCUAUUUGUUGAAUUGGUUAUUUUGUGCAUUUAAAGAAUGAACUGACUUUU